Durotheca rogersii is the source of this 654-nucleotide messenger RNA. Its product is annotated as acyl-CoA N-acyltransferase. Gene Ontology annotation, molecular function: monosaccharide binding; glucosamine 6-phosphate N-acetyltransferase activity. Lineage: Eukaryota; Fungi; Ascomycota; Sordariomycetes; Xylariales; Xylariaceae. Gene Ontology annotation, biological process: UDP-N-acetylglucosamine biosynthetic process. The record is from RefSeq and is a predicted model, not a curated record. Gene Ontology annotation, cellular component: Golgi apparatus; endoplasmic reticulum-Golgi intermediate compartment; endoplasmic reticulum. The coding region runs from base 48 to 578 and encodes 176 amino acids. The transcript has 3 exons.
GUACCUGUUAGAUUAAACCCGUCUGUUCUCAGCAGGAAUUUGUACCAAUGAGUGAUACGAAGGCUCUGUUCUCCGCCUCGCUCAUCUCGCAGGAAGUCAGCCGCUCCCUGCCUGAUGGUUUCGCCAUCCGCCCGCUGGAGAGGGGAGACUAUGGCAAAGGUCUCUUCGACUGCCUCCAGGUUCUCACGUGGACCGGUGACGUCAAAGAGGCUGAAUUCGUCCAGACAUACAACGAGAUGAUUGACGCGCAAGGAACAUAUUACUUUGCCGUUAUCGAGCACGAGAACCGCAUCGUCGGAACGGGAGCUCUAAUCGUGGAAAAGAAACUCAUACAUAACCGCGGCAAGUGCGGGCAUAUCGAAGAGAUCGCUGUAGCGGAGGAACACCGGGGUAAAGGGCUUGGCUUGACGAUGAUCCGAGCCCUCGACUCCGUGGCCAUGAACGUCGGCUGCUACAAGAACAUCCUCAACUGCGGGCCCCGCAACGAACCGUUCUAUGUCAAAUGCGGGUACCACCAUUCCGGCAUGGAGAUGUCGCGCUACUUUGAAGAGGAGCAGAACGCGUAUCGGCGUGGAUGAGGGGUCUCGGAGCUGGAGAGGGAAGUCGGGGCGAACGGCAGAGAGGGCUGUCAAUAGUUGCCUAGGUACGUAGAAG